This is a messenger RNA of Drosophila busckii, 632 nucleotides long. It is a transcript of the gene Psf2, whose product is annotated as probable DNA replication complex GINS protein PSF2. Bases 15 to 632 code for a protein of 205 amino acids. The transcript has 3 exons. Gene Ontology annotation, cellular component: GINS complex; nucleus. NCBI's taxonomy places the organism in Eukaryota, Metazoa, Arthropoda, Insecta, Diptera, Drosophilidae. Gene Ontology annotation, biological process: double-strand break repair via break-induced replication; DNA replication. The record is from RefSeq and is a predicted model, not a curated record.
CUAAAAGAUUCCAAAUGGAUCCAUCAAUUAUUGAGUUUAUUGGUGAAAAAUGUAUGAUUAGCAUCAUACCAAAUUUUUCCAACGAGCCGCUUCACUUAAUAUAUGGAUCUGUGGGACCUUUCCGAGCCGGCUUUCCAGUUUUCGUGCCUCUAUGGCUGGCAGCUCAUCUCCGCAAGCAACAGAAGUGUCGCAUUGUACCACCAGAAUGGAUGGAGCUGGAGACUCUAGAAGAAAUAAAGGAGGAGGAGAAACGUUCCAAAUACUUUACCAAGAUGCCAAGCGAGCACUAUAUGGUUGUCGCCCAGUUAGUCAUGAGUACCUCACCCGAUGAUGUGCCACGCUGCGAGGAGCUGCGCACAGUUAUUAAGGAUAUCUUUGAUAUACGCGAGUCCAAGCUGAGGACCUCCAUAGAUGCUUUUAUUAAAGGUGAGGGCACGUAUGCCAAACUGGAUAAUCUAACGCUGCUCGAGAUACACAGCGUGCGUCCUAUCCUGCCUUAUUCUUUGGAUCAUAUAGCACGCUAUCAGCGCAUGGCUACUGCCUCACAACGAGACACUUCCAUGCUGGGACUAAACACAACGGGCGCCAACUCGGGCACAAACUCCAUGAGCAACUCCUUCUUUACUCAGUAG